Paramecium pentaurelia is the source of this 3643-nucleotide messenger RNA. NCBI's taxonomy places the organism in Eukaryota, Ciliophora, Oligohymenophorea, Peniculida, Parameciidae. The record is from the annotation of a GenBank genome assembly.
AUGAAAUUCCUCUUGAUCUCAAUAGCUUUGCUUUCAUUUUAGGUAAGCAGCGUAACUGUUAAUUCAACUGAUGUUUGCUUAUGCACAACAGUUUAGACAAUAAAAGAUUGCCUUUUAAACUCUAAAUGUGAAUGGGAUAGUACAACUUCAAAGUGUAAAACAGUAACAACUUAAACAACUACAACAAGAUUCAUAUCAAAGCUUUGUACUGAUACAAAAACUUGUCCAAAGUAAUAGGGUUGUGCUUUUUCUGAAAAUAAAUGUAUAAUGAUGGGAGAUUGUUAAUCAUAUUUGGGUAAUUCAAAUGCUGAAUGUUAAAAGUAUUCUUCUAGAUGUAAUUACAAUAAAGAAUAAAAAACAUGCACUUCAAGUGAUGUAUGUAGUUAGUAUAGUGGAGAAGGUUAAUAAACUGAAUGUGAAAGUAUAACUUAAUAAAAUGGGGAUAAAUGGUGUAAAUUUGAUACUACUGAUAAUAAAUGCUUAACAAAAAAAUGUUCAGAUUAUGAAAAAACAACAGAUGCUGAUUGUGCUGCUGCAUUAUAAGAUGCUAAAUGUGUAAGUGAUAAAAAAAAAUGUUUAUCUUAAUUAGUUAAUUGUGAAACAUACACAGCAGAAUUGUGUUUAAGUGUAAAUGCAUUGAAUGGACCAUGUGAAUUAAAAAGUACUGAUAAAACUAAAUGUUAAUCAAAAACAUGUUAAGGUGCUACAGAUUCAAAAACUGAUACUGCUUGUGAUUCAUAUUUAAAAGGAUGCAUUACAAAUAAUUUGACUUGUUUCUAAACUUUACCUUCUUGUUCAACAUAUUCAGUUACUGAUUGUCCACAAGUGAAAGGAAAUAAAGGAACUUGUAUAUUAACAUCAGGUGAAACACCUACUUGUAGAGAUCCUAAAUGUGAAGAUUAUACAGAAGGUACAGAUGAAGCUUGCAAGACUAAAGAUCCAUCAUGUAUAACAAAUGGAGCUUAUUGUGUAUUAAGCUUAGCUGAUAAAUGUGAUAGUUAUACAACUGGAAAUUGUGAUAAUAUAUUUACUAAAGAAGGAAAAUGUAAAUCUACAGAUACUUCUAAAUGUGGUCUUGAUUAAUGUACAAAUUAAAGUAAAACAACAAAUGAAGAAUGUGGUAAAUAUUAAGGAACUGAUGCACCUACUUGUAUCACAAAUGGAGUAUCUUGUGUAAAGAGUUUAGAAGCUACUUGUUCUCUUAUCACAGUAUCUGAAGGUAGUAGCUGUGAAUAAUAUAUUAGUAAGGAAGGUAAAUGUAAAUUAAAGGAUGGAUCACCAUCCACAUGUGAAUUAGAUUCUUGCAACACUAAAACUUUUACUACAGAUGAAGAAUGCAAUAAAUAUUCAAGUCAAAAUGUAGCACCUGCAAUUAUUUGUAAAACCAAUGGUCUUAAAUGUGUAGAUAAUUUAAAUACUUGUGAUUCUUAUUUAAAAGAAGAAGGUUGUUCAUCACUUAAAGGAUCUGAUGGAUAAUGUAUGGAUGAUUCAACUGAAGGAUCUACAAAAUGUAUACUAGCUACUUGUGAUAAAAUCUCAUCACCAUCAGUUCUAACUUGUCCAGCUGGAAAUUCAACUUGCAAAUUUGAUGGAGUAAAUUGUGUUAAAGAUUUGAAAACAUGUGAAAACUAUACAUCAAAUUGUGAUAAUAUGAUUUCAAGUAAUGCUAAAGCAUGUACAACUAAUCCAACUGAUUCUUCUAAAUGUAUUACUAAAUCAUGUACUACUGCUCCAGCUACUACAUCUACAAAUGAAGAUUGUAAUAAAUACUUUGCAGGAUGUGUUACUACUGGUUAAGGAUGUAUUGCAUCAUUAUCAACUUGUGAUUCCUAUAAAGGUAUUAAAAGUACUUGUGAGAAAUAUAUUGGUACAGAUGGCAAAUGUACUGCAGAUGAUGCAAAUAAAGCUGAAGAUAAAUGUAAACCUAAAGAUUGUGCUAAUGCUACAUCAGUAACUAAUGAUCAAUAAUGCAAUACUUAUUCUAAUUUAUGUUUUUAUAGUGCAAAGAUUUAAAAAUGUUAAAAAAAGGUUACUGCUUGUAAUGGAAUAAAAUCAUAAACAGAAUGUGAAAAUUCAUUAACAUCUGAAUCUUCUGUGUUUUGCACUUGGAAUGGUGCAGCAUGUGUUUAAGCUACUUGUAAUACUAUUUAAAAUGUGAAAAAUAAAGAGACUUGUGCAGUCUAUGGGGUUAAUUGUGAAUUUGAUAAUAUAAGUGGAUGUAAAGAUAAGACUAAUUAUACUUGUUCAACACUUAGAUCAGCUAGUUUAUGUUUAUAAGAUUCUGCCUCAAAUGCAUGUGUUUGGGAUUCUACUAAUAAAACAUGUAUUAUGUAUAAUAAAUGUUCUGAUUAUCCAUUAACACCUCCCAAAGAAAAUGAAGCUAAAACUGCUGAAUAAAUUGCUAGUGAAACAGAAAUUUGUAAAUUAUUAUCAAAUAAAUGUUAUUCUAAUGGAGGUAAUACAUGUGUUUCUAAAACACCAUGUUCUGUUAUUAAAGAAGAAAAAAAUUGUAUUGGUAGUAUAGGAAUAGAUGAUAAAGUUUGUGGUUAUGAUGCUAAAGCAACUGCUUGUAAAACAUUUGGUUAAUGUUCUGAUGUUGAAUUAUUAACUCAUGCUGAAUGUCAAAAGUAUAGUCCUACUUGUACAACAGAUGGUAAAACCUGUGUUGCUAUAAAAAAUUGCUCAGAUGCUACCACUAAGGAAUUAUGUGAUCUUGGAGGCACAGAUGGAAAAUGUGCUUGGUCAGGUACUGCUUGUAGUCUCUGGACUUGUUAGGAUGGUACAGGUACAACUCAUGAAGCUUGCAACAAAUUAUCAACUUCAUGCACUACAGAUGGAACUAAAUGUAUGAAUAUUGGAGAGUGUAGUAGUUACACAGAUAAAAAUUGUGUUUUGGGAUUAAAAAAUACUCCUUGCUUUUAUGAUAAAGAAAAAUCAACAUGCAGAAAUAAAGUAUGUACUGAUUACUCUAAUGUGACUGGUUAAGAUGAAUGUGAUAAAGCUGGUUGUGCUUAUGAUCCUGAAACUAAAGCUUGUAUUGUUAUUGACAAAUGUUCUGUUUACAAAAAAGAAGCAAUUUGUAAUCUUAAUAAAUAAGCAGAUAAGAAGGAAUGUGUAUGGAGACUUGGAAAGGUUUCUAAUACAACUGAUGGAUGUUUAGAAUUAAAUGCUUGUUCAAAUGCUUCUUCUAAUUAGGCUAAAUGUGAAAAAAUGAGUAAUUGUUACUUUGUUCCAGCUAUUUCAAAUGGUACAACAACAACUGAUUCUUAAUGCAAAGAUAUGGAUUGUUAUGGCAAAAAUCAAUAAGUGAUAACUAAAGGUUUAUGUAACCCAUUUAAAACUUCGACUACUGAUGGAAAGAAUGAAAAAAUAACUUUCUGUACUUGGAGUGAUACUAAAAAACAAUGUUAAGAAGGAGAUCCAUCAGGAGAUCUUACAGCUGAAAAUUGCUUUGCUUUAUCAUAGUACACAUAUUAUUGGAGUACAACUCAAAGCAAAUGUGUUUCAUGUUCAGGUGGAAAUACAUAACCUAAUAAUACCACAAAUGGAACAACCAAUGGAACUGAUUCAAAUAUAACAAAUAGUUAAGGAUUUAAGUUAGAAUUAAUAAUAUACAUCCUAUUAUUAAUCUAAUUAAUUUGAG